AUGGAGCUGCGCAUCCCGCCGACCCCAGUGCCUGCCAAGGAAACCACCUACAUGUGUUCUUUCUUCGACUUCGAGAACGUCACCACCGACUUCCACAUCAUCGCCACCACCCCGAUCAUCAACAACAGCUACGUCAUGCACCACAUGCUGCUGUUCGGGUGUGCUGAUGAUUCUCUACACAGCAGCCGUGCAGCCAGAGAACCGUUCGAGUGCAACAUGGCAGGGUGCAGUGACGUCAUCGGCGGUUGGACGUUGGGACUCAACGGGAACUGUCUGUCUCCUCAGGCGGGUUACAAAGUGGGUGCAACUGGCUACAAGAGGAUGAUUAUACAGUACCACUGGAACAAUCCGUUUGUGCGGUCUGACUUCAUGGACAGUUCUGGACUCACCCUGUACUACACCCCUAACCUGCGGCCCUACAACCUGGGUACUUUAAUGACUGGGCAACGUUACCUGCAGAUCCCUCCCUACACUGACGUCACCAUAGCAACGUCCGACUGCACGGCCACGUGCACGAAGACUCUCCUCCAGGGCGACAUCUACGUCACUGACGCCAUCAACCACAUGCACUACCUGGGCAAGAGCAUGUACAUAGAACAUCAUCGCCAGAACAAGUUGUUGAAAUACAUCACAGAGGAAUCUGCCUACAACUACGACAGUCCGAAGAUGUUCAAAUUCGAUGAGCCGCUCGUGGUCAAGCCUGGGGAUGUGAUCAGGACCACGUGUCACUACAAGUCAACGGACAAGGCCACCAACACCUUCUGGGGGCAGGGAACUCCUGACGAGAUGUGCUUUGGCUUCCUGUCCUUCUAUCCAGCGGAGAACAUGCCGCUUGGGAAGCAUUGCGUGUCGAUGUACAAAACAAUUAUCAACUGCGACCCACAAACACAGAUGGGAUGUGGUCAGGAAGAGAGCGGAAGUCACGAUGAAUUGGGGCGGACACUCUUGGCCAACAUUUUGCCUUGCGAGGUGGAGCUGUACAAGGACAGUCUGACAGAUACCAGAAAUCUCACUCGGUCAUCUGGUGCCGGCAACAUGCAGCUCACCUCUCUGUUACUCGCCAUCACGGCGUCUGUGUCCGGCAUCUGGCUGUGGGGCUGA
Pomacea canaliculata is the source of this 1101-nucleotide messenger RNA. RefSeq names its product DBH-like monooxygenase protein 1 homolog. Gene Ontology annotation, molecular function: copper ion binding; dopamine beta-monooxygenase activity. The transcript has 7 exons. NCBI's taxonomy places the organism in Eukaryota, Metazoa, Mollusca, Gastropoda, Architaenioglossa, Ampullariidae. The coding region runs from base 1 to 1101 and encodes 366 amino acids. The record is from RefSeq and is a predicted model, not a curated record.